AUGCUGAAGCCGAGCGUCACUUCGGCUCCCACGGCAGACAUGGCGACAUUGACAGUGGUCCAGCCGCUCACUCUGGACAGAGAUGUUGCAAGAGCAAUUGAAUUAUUGGAAAAACUACAGGAAUCUGGAGAAGUACCCGUGCACAAGCUACAAUCCCUCAAAAAAGUGCUUCAGAGUGAGUUUUGUACAGCUAUUCGAGAGGUGUAUCAGUACAUGCACGAAACCAUAACUGUUAAUGGCUGCCCUGAGUUCCGUGCGAGGGCCACUGCAAAGGCAACAGUUGCAGCUUUUGCAGCUAGCGAAGGCCACUCGCACCCUCGGGUAGUCGAACUGCCAAAGACUGAUGAAGGCCUUGGUUUUAACGUGAUGGGAGGAAAGGAGCAAAACUCCCCGAUUUAUAUCUCCCGCAUCAUUCCUGGAGGGGUGGCGGAAAGACACGGAGGCCUCAAAAGAGGAGACCAGCUGCUCUCGGUGAACGGAGUGAGCGUGGAAGGGGAACAUCACGAGAAAGCUGUGGAACUGCUCAAAGCCGCUAAGGACAGCGUCAAGCUCGUGGUCCGAUACACCCCAAAGGUCCUGGAGGAAAUGGAGGCCCGCUUUGAGAAACUGCGGACGGCGCGGCGUCGGCAGCAGCAGCAGCUGCUCAUCCAGCAGCAGCAACAGCAGCAGCAGCAGCAAACGCAGCAGAACCAUAUGUCAUAGGCCCUUGAGGAAAAGCUCCUUGCUCAAACACCUGAUAGUCACAAAUUUGAAACCGUGCUUCAGAAUCCCAGCACAUAGUGAAAGGAAAAGACCACACCAAUAAUUAUACCUGUCAAGAAACUGUGAACACAUGGUGUAUAAAUUCUUUCCCAAGGCCACUUGACACCGUCUUUCUCUGGGCUUGAACUCCCACUGUUCAUGUGCUCUUUACAACACGUAGACCUUCUAUUCACUGCAGUGGGAUUCUCAGUGUGUAGAGACAGAGACAGAGAGAGAGAGAGAGUUUCCAGUCCGCAGACUGAAGCAGUACAAGAAGAAUAAAGUCUGUGACUUUUUAACAAAUCACCAGAGCCAGGAUUAAGUGAAUCUUUGGUCUAUAGCUUUUCCAGAGAUUAGCAAACCCCUCAUUAGGCUACAGUUCAAACUGCAUCAGUUCAAGGUUGUCGGCACUUAAACCUUCACAUUGCCCCUUAGCCUGCCUGUUCCACAGUCCAUGUUGCUGGGUUGUCUGCAUUGGAGUUCCAGUUAAUUGCAAAUUCCAACCUCUAUUCUCCUCUUGAAAAUGCCAAGUUAUUAAUGCAUAUUUGUAACUUCUUCAGGACCUAGAGGUUCUGUUUUUCUUUUUCCAUGAAUUUCAUUAUGCACUAGUGGAGUAGAAUGAUUUGUUAGAAGCAAAGGUAGGAACUCUCAUACCAUAUUUUUUCAAGUUUCAUUCUAAGUUUUACUUGUAUCUAUUAUUACUGUUGUUUCUAACAGAAUAUAAUGUAUAUUUAUUCCUCAAAAUAUAUAUCAGAGUUCCUCUGUUACAACAUAGGUUCUUUCUUACCAAAUGUAAGGCAUCUGGUAAGAAAAUGCUAGCAAAGGACUUGGCUUCAUGAACUGAUUCUCAUAUCCCUGAUCUCAAUUUUUUUUUUUUGUUUUAUACUGUUUGAGUGACAAACUCUGGAGGAAUCUAAACUCUUUGUACAUGCAAUUGCUAUGCUGUCAUAGAGGUCUAUUUAUUUGAUAUUUUAAGUAUAGGACUUUAUAAAACUGAAUUACAACAUAUGUGUGUAUGUAUACAAAAAAAUAUAUGUCACACAAAGAUUAGGUCAGUCUCCCCAAAUAUAGAAAUUAGAAUUUUUGGCACUCUAAGAUUAAAAAUAUUAUUCCUCUAAGAUUAGACUUCUGGAAACCAUUGAUAUCUAUUUUGAAUGACAAAUGCUGCUUCCUGUAGAGGGAUAGGGUACCUAUAUCAUCGUUGCACAGAUUCCUGUAAGUAAAUGCAAAGUGAGAUGCCAGCUUUGGAAAAGUAUUAUUCACUGGAAAGAUCUCGUAGAGCCACUCAUGCAGGUUGUAAUUUUUGACUUAUGGUAAAUGCAGGCAUUUAAGUCUGGUUUUACUUUAUGGAAUGAAUAGGAAGCAAUAAUUAUUUGAGUACUUCAGUAUCUGAAGAAAGAAUAAUCAUUCAGUUAACACACUCUAGAUGGUUCAUUAAAAGUGAAGCAAAUGUCUCAAUAUGCCCUUUUCUCAACUGCAGAAUUGAGUCCCUAAGAUACAAUAAGUGACAUUUCCAUUAUUAAUAUCCCCCAAAUAGAAGCUUAUGAAACAGUUCCAUUUAGAGACUGCCCUCUUGAAAGUAAAAUAGAACCAAUGAGAAUCACCCAGUACAUUUCACUCUGCCCUGUUCAAGUGGUAUUAUUGUCAAUACCAAGUUUCCCUGUUCUUCAUACAGUGAAUCAUGUAUCAGAAGACAAACAGCAUGAAAAGUGGGAGGUACGCCAGUUUCAACAAUACCCUGCUAUGGCAACGGAUUCCCAUCCUGAAAAACAGAUCCUUUUCUACUGGAGAGAAGUGGGGAGGGGGGGAGACAGUGAGGACCCUGAAUGUUAUGUAAAAUAGGUUUACAAAAGAGACAAGCAUGACACAAGAGGAUGAAUGGAGACUACCUGAGUACUAUUCAGUUUGAAAGAGAUAGUUCUCAUUUUUAUAAGAAAACUUUAAUAAGACAUAUAUUUUAGUUAUCAUUCAACAAAGAAAUAUUAAAGCCAUCCAGGCAAUGCCACAAGAUUCUCAUAAAAGGAAAUCAUUGCACCCUUUUUGUGAGAAAAUGGUCAUUUCAAUGCAUUUCAAUACAUUGUAUAAAUUUGGAGCUUAAGGUGGAUGUGUUUUAAUUUAGUCUGUUAAGUGUUCAGAGAGCAUUGAAGUCAUUCAUACAAAUAUUGUCAUGGUGUCACAGAAGUAGCUCUCAAAUGCACAGAUACCUAACAUGUUUUCUGUUAAGUUUUUGUAUUUUAUGUUUUAUUUGCAUAAUGUUAAGUGCUGAUAAUUGUAUGCUAGGUUAUUUGUCAAAGUGAAGGAGCAAUCCAUCACACCCUGCGGCAUCUGAGCAUGGAGGAUGGGCCCCCAUGGUCCUAUAUACAAAUGGUCGCUCUUCUUCAGGAAAAGUGACUUUGCUUAAAUUUAAGCCUUCUACUAACCGUUUUAAUCAAAAGCAGCUAUCCCAGAGAUGCAGAAUGGAUGCUUAUGGUUCUCACGUUUUUCACUUAAGCCAGAGGGAGAGGGAAGAAGUAUUACAACUCGCACUAAUGCUCUUUUUAAUUAAUGAUCACAUUAGGGCUGCUAACGUGUCCCAAACCAUAUUAAAAUAAGGACACGACAGGUAACUAUCACAUGAAAUUCAAUCUUCAACAUAGUAAACAAAUUAGUAUUAAAAUUUAAGAGCAAAAAAACUGUUGUGACUCCAUCAGUAAUUCCAAUGAAUUUUGGUUUUCUCCAUUGGUGAAUCUGGUGGGCGGUAGGAUAGAAUUUUCUAAAUACUUUCUUGCUGUGAUUUUGAAGGCAAAUAUGUAGAGCAUGGUUCAGUGAAAGAAGUCCUGAACCUUUUCGUUGGAGUAUUUACUUUUUGAUUCUGUUGCCAUUCGAAACAGAGCAUCUGCUGGGAGAUAAUGAGUUUAAAUUACAGUUGACUUUGGAAAGAAUAACAGACUUUGGGCAUCCUCAAACAUGUCAUCAACAGAGAAUUCUCCAGUUACCUGAACUACCCCUAUCUUUGAAGAGAAUGCCAAGAUCCAAAUGCAAAUCUGGCAUUCUAAGGCUUUUUAAGGAUUUGAGGUCAUCUAUUAAGGGCCUUGCUAGAGAUGGAUUGAGCCAAUUUUUAAAUGCAAUUUCAACUGUGACAACAAACUGAUCCUAUCUCAUUGCAUUUAACUCAGCUGUGUUGUAGGAUGCUGAAAUGUAGAAUAUUUUGUCUGCAUUCCUUUAAACACCUAUAGAUAUCUGUGUGUAUGUGAAUAUGCCUGAAUUGCUCAUCUUUUAGCUAGUUUUUCUUUGCAUACAGACCCAGGCUAUAAGACUAGCUUUAGACAACAUCUUGAAGUAGGAAUCAGUAUUGUGAAGAUUGAGGGAGGCCAACAUAAAGCAAGAUCUUCCAAAACAUAAGGUGGUUCCACCCAGCUCAUCUUGCUCUAAUGACAAACUCCUUGAGAUUAUGGACUUUCUCUGCCAUACUAACCAUCCAGCACAAUGCAGGCACUCAGUAUUUGUUGAAUGAAUGAAUAAUUGAAUAUGUAGAGACAAAUGAAUUUUGCCAUCUAAUAAUUUCAAGAAUUUCACCAGCUUAUAAUAUAUUGAUUGACAAAAUUUCAUAAUUAGGACCAGACUGACUCUUCAUAAAUACUUUUAGAUACAUGAAUUUUGGAAUCAAAUUAUGUGAAAUUUCAAAAAUCUGAAGAUCUUUAAAUAGGAAAACUGUUUGGAGCUUCAGACUUUUUGCAAUAAAUAAUAUCAAACCUCUCAAGUUCUUUAUGAAAGCUCCUUGAAUUAUUUGACAAGGGUGAUCCAAAUAUGGAAUUUCAUUUUUAAAUUUCACAAAAGACCUGUUUUAGUUUUUAAAAAGAAAAGUCAUGCCAUCAAACAUUAUUCAUAUCCCAUGUAAUGUGUACUAAUAAUGAUUCUAUAAGGAAUUCACAGUAAUUGGAGACACCUUCCCUGUAUCAUCUGUCUUCAAAAGGUUACUUCUUUCAUGGUUGAUUCCUGGAACACAGAUCAACUAAAUAACUGGCCAAACUUUCCUGUUAUUCAUUUAAUGAAUAUUUACUGUGUGCCUAGUGCGUGCUAAGUUCUGGAAACACACUGGGAAACAAGGCAGACAGAACUCCCUCAUGUAGUUUAUUGUGAAGAACUCCUCAGCUCUCACCGAAGCAACAGCUAGAGUAUACUGUCUCUUGGGUCCCUUCUACACCUGUUAGAAGAAAUGAACUCCCUCACCUCAUGAAAAUCAUGACAUACUUCCUGCACAGAUUUACGUGAGCCUUCUUUUCUAAACACACCACUCAACAGUGUUGCUUAGUUUCUCCAUAAACUACAGUUAUAACCCAGUGAGGUAGAGAAGCUGUUAUAAUAUUUAUCCAGCUCUUACUAUGUGCUAGCUGCCGUGCUCAGAGCUUUCGUGGCCCAUCUCAUUGAAUUCUUUCAGGAACUCUUCAGUAGGUUCCAUUCGAUGCAUACGAAAACUGAAGCACAGAUAUGUUUUGUGUCUUAUCCAAAGUCACACAACUAGCCAGUGGAACUGGGAUUUGAAUUCACGUGUUUUGAUGCAAGAGCUCAUGCGCCUAACUACGAUCUGUGGUUUUGAGGACACCACUACAUUAAAUGAGUUGUCACUGUAUAUGGAAGUACUUUGAAAUCAAUCAUAACAUAGUACACAAAAGAUAUUAGUAAAGUAUCACUCAUCAUCAAAAAUCACAUUAGUGGCAAAAACAGGGUGAGAACUGAAUGUUAUGGCUUAUGCUCAUGGAAAAAUACUUCAAGACAGGGACGUGGUUAAAAAUACAGAUCGAGAAAGUUUCUGACAUCUGAUAAACAUUUCAAUGACUUUUCAGAAUUAUGUGUUGCUAGCCACUGUGUCUAUUUGGUGCUAUAAAAACUGAAAGAAACAUCCCUCUGUAAGGGCUUAUAAUACAUACACAGUGUGGAGGUGAACUAAGGAUUUCUCACGUCCAUGGAGAAGGAUUGGGGCAGUAGUGCCAUUUUCUUACCAUUGCAUGUGCAUCCUGUCCUUCCAAUUGUUUUCGUUCUUUUUCUGAAAGAGCUGCAAAAUUGUGCAGUGGUUCAACCUGACCAAAGUGGUAUUAUGCUGCUGGGAAGUAAAAGU
Molecule: messenger RNA, 5836 nt
Organism: Lepus europaeus (European hare)
Lineage: Eukaryota; Metazoa; Chordata; Mammalia; Lagomorpha; Leporidae
Gene: LIN7A
Product: lin-7 homolog A, crumbs cell polarity complex component
Exons: 6
Coding region: 1-702 (233 amino acids)
Biological process (GO): neurotransmitter secretion; protein localization to basolateral plasma membrane; maintenance of epithelial cell apical/basal polarity
Cellular component (GO): cell-cell junction; MPP7-DLG1-LIN7 complex; basolateral plasma membrane
Molecular function (GO): L27 domain binding
Source: RefSeq, a predicted model, not a curated record